Messenger RNA from Mesorhabditis spiculigera, 258 nucleotides. The record is from the annotation of a GenBank genome assembly. Lineage: Eukaryota; Metazoa; Nematoda; Chromadorea; Rhabditida; Rhabditidae.
AUGUGGUCGCGCGCACUGCACAUCUUCGACGGGUUGCUCGACGCUGCCUGCGCAAUGCCCCUUCUGAAGCACCAGAGAAUCCGGAUCUCUUUCUGGCCGCACCUGAGCCUCGAGCAGCUCAUCUACCUCGUGCGCAAUCAGUUCCGUUGGACAAUGGAUAUCGGGGACGAUGAAUUUUUCCACACGUCGCUCGGAAGGAAGCGGCAAAUUGAGGUCAAGAUCGGACGCGAAUACCUCUUGAUGAUGGGGCGCGGCUGG